This is a messenger RNA of Ceutorhynchus assimilis (cabbage seed weevil), 1450 nucleotides long. NCBI's taxonomy places the organism in Eukaryota, Metazoa, Arthropoda, Insecta, Coleoptera, Curculionidae. The record is from the annotation of a GenBank genome assembly.
UAAAAAAUCAACAAGUUGGAAAAUAAUUUAAUUUUUCAAGAAGUUUCCUCUCUCAAGAAAAAUUAUUAUGGCUAGUGAAGUGGCAAGGCCUGAAAAUGCACCACAACAUUGUCCUGGUACUGAAAGCGAAGAGGCUGGCAAAGCAUCAGCGUGUGCUGGUUGCCCCAAUCAACAGAUUUGCUCUACUGCACCCAAAGGUCCUGAUCCAGGAAUAGCUUUAGUGAAGGAUAGAUUGGAAGCAGUGCAAUAUAAAAUUCUCAUUCUGUCUGGUAAAGGAGGUGUGGGCAAAAGCACAGUAACAGGAUUACUGAGUAGAGCCCUUGCGAAGAGUGACAGUGAAAAAAAUGUUGCUGUUUUGGAUAUUGACAUUUGCGGUCCUUCUCAGCCAAGAGUCAUGGGGGUGGUUGAUGAACAAGUGCACCAAUCUGGAUCUGGAUGGUCUCCUGUGUAUGUUGAUGAUAAUCUGUCAGUCAUGUCGAUAGGAUUUCUUUUGGGGUCUCCUGAUGAUGCGAUUAUUUGGAGAGGUCCCAAAAAAAAUGGAAUGAUUAAGCAAUUUUUAAGCGAAGUUGAUUGGGGAAAAUUGGACUAUUUAUUAAUUGACACUCCACCUGGAACUUCUGAUGAACAUCUUUCAGCAGUAACUUAUUUGUCCCAAGCCAAUUUGACUGGGGCAGUUAUAGUUACAACUCCUCAAGAAGUCGCUUUGUUGGAUGUAAGGAAGGAGAUUGAUUUUUGCAGGAAAACAAAAAUUAAUAUUUUGGGAGUUGUGGAAAAUAUGUCUGAGUUUAUUUGUCCUUGUUGUCAAAAAAGCUCGCAAAUAUUUAAAGCCAAUACUGGGGGGGCUGAAAAAAUGUGCCAGGAUUUAAAUGUUCCAUUUUUGGGAAGUUUACCUCUUGAUCCUAAAGUUGCCAAGUCAUGUGAUAACGCUAAUGAUUGCUUUGAAGAGAUUUCUGAUUCCCCUGUUUUAACAGCAUUGGAAAACAUUGUAAAAAAUCUUACAGCUAAAUGUAAUGAGAAAUAAGGGGGUAAAAAUGUUAUAUUUUUAUUAUUAUUAUUAGGAAUAUUAAUUAUUGUGAUCCCAAAAUAACGACACUUUAGCCUUAUAAUAAACUAUUAACUUAAUACAAACUGAAAAUAUUUAUUCCCAGUUUUGCAUAACAAAUAGUCCACAUAAAUAUACCAAUUAUCCUGACUAUGUAUUUCCAUAAGUUGUUCUAAUUUGUCAUUGAUUUGUGGCAAGUAGUUUUGCAAUUCUUUUUCAACGUCACCUACACACCAGGCUAUGCUCAUGUGAAAAGAUGGGUCCUUGUAAAAUGUUGGUAGAUCAUAUUCCUUUAAACAAAUAUCUAGAGUUUCUACCAUUUUGACCAAAGUAUCACGGCCGCUUCUUAUUUGUAUACCCAGAAAGGUUCUGGUUCUUUCUUCAUUGCAGUAUACUUUAACGGAAUCA